UUGAGAUGAGCACCAAAGCACGUGCACCAGAACUGAAGAAGUUCAUGGACAAGAGAGUCCAGCUUCACCUGAAUGCUGGCAGGAGGAUGACAGGGAUCCUGAGAGGUUUUGACCCCUUCAUGAAUUUGGUGUUGGAUGAAAGUGUGGAGGAAACUAGAGGGGAACGGAAUCCCAUUGGGAUGGUUGUGGUGAGGGGCAACAGUGUUUCCCUUAUGGAAGCCCUAGAUAGAAUUGGAUCACUCAACCACUUGCUGGUCACAAGCCACAAGGACUGGAGAAACAGGAGUAGGCUUGCCUGCCACAAACCACCUGCCCAAUUCAACGGAUAUGGUUCAGUGUAUCUUCGAUCCCUUACCGCCAAAAGUUCGACCUUGACCGUGACCACCUCCACACCUGCCUCCUCUGAGUUCCGUCUGGGAGAGAAGGCAGCCGACGCCCAUCGCCGUCUGUGCCUGGCGUUUGGGGAAGGAGUCAUCAGCGAGAAGACGUGCUUCAAUUGGUUCGCUCGCUUCAAUUCCGGAAACUAUAGGGUUGAAGACAAGCCGAGGUCGGGACGUCCGUCGGAGUUGGAUGAUGAGGCGCUACUACAACUCUUAGAAGCCGAUCCUCGCAUGACCACUCGCGACAUGAUUAAA
Darwinula stevensoni is the source of this 635-nucleotide messenger RNA. The record is from the annotation of a GenBank genome assembly. Lineage: Eukaryota; Metazoa; Arthropoda; Ostracoda; Podocopida; Darwinulidae.